Molecule: messenger RNA, 5227 nt
Organism: Malania oleifera
Lineage: Eukaryota; Viridiplantae; Streptophyta; Magnoliopsida; Santalales; Ximeniaceae
Product: myosin-15
Exons: 38
Coding region: 207-4751 (1514 amino acids)
Biological process (GO): actin filament organization; vesicle transport along actin filament
Cellular component (GO): cytoplasm; vesicle; myosin complex
Molecular function (GO): actin filament binding; microfilament motor activity; ATP binding
Source: RefSeq, a predicted model, not a curated record
AUUUUUGACCAUUUUGUGAAGGCGGGAAGCUGAAAAGCCAAUUCUCCCUAUGAGCCUCUGUCGUCUUUCCGUUUCUUUCUUAUUCUAGGGUUUCGCUUCGCAAAUUUCAGGCCUCCCUCUCUCUCUUUCCGUCUCUUCGUCUGCUCCAUUUCCGCCCCGAAUCCUGGUAGUUUCGGUUCUGCAGUUCUCUUGCUCAGGGGCCGGAGAUGAGUCUUCGCCCGGGCUCCAACGUGUGGAUCGAACACCGGGACUUGGCAUGGGUGGCGGGGGAAGUAGUUGGUUUCGUCGGCAAGCAAGUUCAAGUACUCGUUGCUUCGAGGAAGAAGGUUUUGACAUCUCCAGAGAAGUUGUUUCCGAGGGAUCCGGAUGCAGAGGACCAUGGCGGAGUCGACGACAUGACUAAAUUGACGUAUUUGAAUGAGCCCGGAGUGCUGUACAAUCUCGAGAGGAGAUAUGCACUCAAUGAAAUUUAUACAUACACGGGAAGUAUUUUGAUUGCUGUCAACCCGUUCACAAAGCUUCCUCAUCUUUACAAUGCACAUAUGAUGGAGCAGUAUAAGGGGGCUCCAUUUGGUGAGUUGAGUCCCCAUGUGUUUGCUGUAGCUGAUGCAUCUUACAGAGCAAUGAUGAAUGAAGCUCGAAGCCAGUCCAUACUGGUCAGUGGGGAAAGUGGGGCUGGGAAGACUGAGACUACAAAAUUGAUUAUGCAGUAUCUUACAUAUGUUGGUGGCCGUGCUGCUAGUGAUGAUAGAACAGUUGAACAGCAAGUCCUUGAAUCAAAUCCACUUUUAGAGGCAUUUGGUAAUGCAAGAACUGUUCGAAAUGACAAUUCAAGUCGUUUCGGCAAGUUUGUAGAGAUUCAAUUUGAUUCGAAUGGAAGAAUAUCUGGUGCAGCUAUAAGAACAUACCUGCUUGAACGAUCCCGUGUGGUUCAGAUAACAGAUCUUGAGAGGAAUUAUCACUGCUUUUAUCAAUUGUGUGCUUCUGGAAAGGAUGCAGAGAAGUACAAGCUAGGCCAUCCAAGCCACUUCCACUACUUAAAUCAAAGCAAGACCUAUGAAUUAGAUGGAGUGAGUAGUGCGGAGGAAUACGUGAAGACUAGGAGGGCAAUGGAUAUUGUUGGUAUAAGUCACGAUGAUCAGGAAGCAAUAUUUCGCACCUUGGCUGCUAUUCUACAUCUAGGGAAUGUUGGAUUUUCUCCUGGCAAAGAGCAUGACUCAUCAGUUAUCAAGGACCAGAAAUCUAGCUUUCAUCUUCAGAUGGCUGCUAAUCUUUUUAUGUGUGAUGUGAACCUUCUGCUAGCAACUCUUUGUACCCGUUCUAUUCAAACUCGUGAGGGAAGUAUUGUUAAAGCUCUUGAUUGCAAUGCUGCUGUUGCUAGUCGGGAUGCUUUAGCAAAGACUUCCUAUGCGCGCCUCUUUGACUGGCUUGUUGAAAAGGUCAAUAGCUCUGUCGGACAAGAUCCUGAUUCCCAGAUACAAAUAGGGGUCUUGGACAUCUACGGCUUUGAAUGCUUUAAGCAUAAUAGCUUUGAGCAAUUCUGCAUUAAUUUUGCAAAUGAAAAGCUACAACAACAUUUCAAUGAGCAUGUGUUUAAGAUGGAGCAGGAGGAGUAUCGCAAAGAAGCAAUUAACUGGAGCUACAUCGAAUUUAUAGACAACCAAGAUGUUUUGGAUCUAAUUGAGAAGAAACCUAUAGGGAUAAUUGCUCUUCUGGAUGAAGCUUGCAUGUUCCCAAAAUCAACACAUGAAACAUUUUCAACCAAGCUGUUUCAGCAUUUCCGGGCCCACCAAAGGCUUGAAAAGGCAAAAUUUUCGGAAACAGAUUUUACCAUUUGCCAUUAUGCUGGCAAGGUCACUUACCAAACAGAUACCUUUCUGGAGAAGAAUCGUGACUAUGUUGUUGUGGAGCAUUGCAAUUUAUUGUCUUCCUCCAAAUGUGAUUUUGUUGCUGGUCUUUUCCCUCAACUACCAGAGGAAUCUUCAAGAUCAUCAUAUAAAUUUUCCUCUGUGGCCUCUAGAUUUAAGCAACAACUUCAAGCACUGAUGGAUACACUCAAUACAACAGAGCCUCAUUACAUCCGCUGCGUGAAGCCAAACUCUUUGAACCAGCCUCAAAAAUUUGAGAAUAUGAGCAUCUUACAUCAGCUACGCUGUGGGGGUGUUUUGGAGGCUGUUAGAAUAAGUUUGGCUGGCUAUCCCACUCGGAGGGCUUAUUCGGAAUUUAUAGACCGUUUUGGAUUGUUAGCUUUGGAAUUUAUGGAUGGAAGUUAUGAUGAGAAAAGUGUGACACAGAAAAUUCUACAAAAGUUAAAGCUUGAGAAUUUCCAAUUGGGCAAGGGCAAAGUGUUCCUGAGAGCUGGACAGAUUGGUGUUUUGGAUUCCCGACGGGCGGAGGUUUUGGAUAAAUCUGCAAAGUGUAUUCAGGGUAGAUUUAUAACAUUUAUUGCUCGCAAGAAUUUUUUUGCAACGCAGGCUGCUGCAUUUGUUCUUCAGGCUUACUGCAGAGGUUGCCUGUCGCGAAAGCAGUAUGUAGCAAAACGAGAGGCAGCAGCUGCUACUUCAAUACAAAAAUAUGUUCGUGGUUGGCUAUUAAGGUGUACCUAUACAAGAUUUUAUUCUGCGGUUGUCUUUAUACAAUCCAAUAUCCGUGGUUUUUCAACCCGUCAAAAAUUCUUGCACAGAAAGGAACAUAGAGCUGCUACUGUAAUUCAGGCUUGGUGGAGAAUGUGCAAGGUGCACUCCGCUUUCUGUCAUCGUCAGGCUUCUAUCAUAGCUGUACAAUGUAUGUGGAGACAAAAACUGGCAAAAAGAGUGCUUCGGAGGCUUAAACAGGAGGCUAAUGAAGCAGGUGCCUUGCGCUUGGCGAAGAGUAAACUUGAGAAGCAGGUUGAAGAUCUCACUUGGCGGCUGCAUUUAGAGAAGAGAUUACGGGCAUCAAAUGAAGAGGCAAAGUUAGUAGAAAUAUCAAAGCUUCAAAAAGCAUUGGAAUCUAUGCAUCUUGAGUUAGAUGCAGCCAAGUUGGCUACUGUAAAUGAGUGCAACAAGAAUGCUGUGUUGCAAAAUCAAUUGGAAUUGUCAGUUAGAGAGAAAUCGGUUUUGGAAAGGGAACUCAUUGCAAUGGCAGAAUUGAGAAAAGAAAAUGCAGUUUUAAGGAAUUCUAUGGAUGCAUUCGAAAAGAAAAACUCGGCACUGGAGCUCGAGCUUGUCAAGGUUCAAAAUAAUAGUAAUGAUACCCUUGAGAAGUUGCAGGAAGUCGAACAAAAGUGCACACAACUUCAACAAAAUUUGCAAAGCUUGGAGGAGAAGCUUUCGAACUUAGAAGAUGAAAAUCAAGUUCUACGUAAAAAAACAUUGAGUGCAUCUCCAAAGAGGAACCGUCCUGGGUUUGCCAAGUCAUAUUCUGAAAAGUACUCUGGUGCACUUGUUCUUCCCCAAAGUGACCAGAAAUCUAUGUUUGAAUCACCCACUCCUUCAAAAAUUAUUGCGUCACAUGGCUUGUCUGAAUCACGUCGAUCAAAGUUAACGAUUGAAAGGCACCAGGAGAAUUAUGAAUUCCUCUCAAGAUGUAUUAAAGAAGAUUUGGGGUUUAAUAAUGGUAAACCAGUAGCAGCUUGUAUCAUAUAUAAAUGUCUUCUUCACUGGCGUGCCUUUGAGUCUGAGCGGACUGCUAUUUUUGAUCAUAUAAUUGAGGGAAUUAAUGGAGUUCUGAAGGUGGGAGAUGAGAAUGUUACUUUGCCAUAUUGGUUGUCUAAUGCUUCAGCACUUCUGUGCCUCCUCCAGAGGAAUUUACGAUCAAACAACUGUUUGGUUACAACUUCUCAACGUUCUGCAGGGUCUUCUGGGUUGCCUGGGAGGGUUGCACAGGGUCUAAAAUCCUCUUUUAAAUUUUCUGGGUUUGAGGAUAGUAUGUCGCAUUUAGAAGCACGGUAUCCGGCUAUACUAUUUAAACAACAAUUAACUGCUUGCGUAGAGAAGAUUUUUGGCUUGAUUCGUGAUAAUUUGAAGAAAGAAAUAUCCCCACUAUUGGCUUCUUGCAUUCAGGCUCCCAAAACACGGAUGCAUGCUGGGAAGUCAUCUAGAUCGCCAGGUAAUAUUCCACAGCAGUCACAGAGUAGUCAGUGGGAUAGCAUCAUCAAAUUCUUGGAUUCUCUUAUGAGUCAUUUGUGUGGAAAUCAAGUACCUUCAUUUUUUAUCCGUAAGCUCAUUACCCAGGUUUUCUCUUUCAUUAACAUAUCGCUUUUCAACAGUCUUCUACUGCGACGCGAAUGCUGUACCUUUUCAAAUGGAGAAUAUGUGAAGUCAGGUCUAACAGAACUGGAAAAAUGGAUAGUCAGUGCAAAAGAAGAGUUUGCAGGAACUUCUUGGCAUGAGUUAAAUUAUAUCCGGCAAGCUGUUGGGUUUCUGGUGAUACAUCAGAAGAGGAAAAAGUCUCUGGAAGAGAUCAGGCAGGAUCUUUGUCCAGCUUUGACCAUUAGGCAAGUUUACCGAAUAAGUACCAUGUACUGGGAUGACAAAUACGGCACUCAGAGUGUCUCAAAUGAGGUUGUUUCUCAGAUGAGGGAGAUUUUGAAUAAGGAUACUCAAAACCUGACUUCAAAUUCAUUCCUAUUGGACGAUGAUUUGAGCAUCCCCUUCUCUACUGAAGACAUAUACAUGGCAAUUCCUGCCAUGGAUCCGUCUGGUGUUGAACUUCCAAAUUUAUUGUCGGAACAUCCUUCUGCCCAGUUUUUGGUCCAGCAUGCUGUGUGACUUUCGAGAGGCGCCGGUUUGAUUGGAACCCCAGCUUAACGUGAAGGAAGGGUGCAUGCAUUUCCAAGGUCAAAAGAGAGACCGACCAUUUACAUGUAUAUAACACAGGUCUCUAUCAAAUUAUUAAUGUAGGAUAUUUGUAGUCAGGGAAGAAUGGUCAUACUGCCCUCACUAGGGAACGUCUCCAUUUUUGGUGGUGGUUUUCCAAGCAAUUCAUUGGGGCUCAAUGAGUACGUGUAGGGUUGGUCCUCGGAAAAAAAAUAGUAGUGUAAGGUUGGCAAUGCCGUGAUCGUAUAUAGAAAUGGUAGUGGUUAAACAUGAGUAAGGCCGACCCUAUUUAAAUUGAAGCUUUGUACAUGAUGAUUCAGUCUAUGAAGGAUGCAUUCAUGUUGUAUUCAUUUCACUUCUGUUUGUUUUGUUCCCUGUGUACAUUAGACAUUCAUUUAUUUUGAUGUAAUUGGUAUCUCAUUCUUGCC